UCCCGUUCUCCUCGCCCAAGGACAGGCAAUCUCUGCUGAUCGAGGCUUCCCCGAACGGCCGGGGCCGCGGCCCUCAGGCCUAGGCUUUGCGGCGAGCGCCAAGCGCCCUCUCCGGAUGGGGCAGGACCAGGCGGGAAACCGCGGCGCCGCUGGAGGCGGAGUCCCGAUACUACCUCCUCCGGCCCGGCCCGGUCCUGUCGGCUCCUCCCUCUCUGGCCGGAGCUCGCCGGCUGCCAUUGGCUUAGCGGCCCCAUCCGGGCACUCGGCGCAGCGCUGUUGCUCAGCCCGAUCAUCCCAAUAUGGCGGAGUUGGCUCUUUAUCGUCUGAGGAUCAUGACUUUGACCCUUCUGCUGAAAUGCUGGUGCAUGAUUAUGAUGAUGAGGGAACUCUUGAAGAAGAGGAGGAAAUGAUGGAAGAAAGCAAAAAUUUCAGCUCUGAAAUUGAAGAUUUAGAAAAGGAAGGAAACAUGCCAUUGGAAGAUUUACUGGCAUUCUAUGGCUAUGACCCUGCGAUUCCAGUUAUGGCCAGUUCCAGUGCAGAUAGCUCUCCAAGUGAACUUGCAGAUGAACUUCCAGAUAUGACUCUAGAUAAAGAGGAAAUAGCUAAAGACCUCUUGUCGGGUGAUGAUGAAGAAACACAGUCCUCUGCUGAUGACUUGACACCAUCAGUUACUUCGCAUGAGGCUACUGACUUCUUUCCUCGGCCAUUAAGAUCAAACGCUAUGUGUGAUGGAGAUAAGGAAUCAGAUGGUGAAGAUGUAGAGGCAGACAAUGGUAAUUCAUCUGAAGAUUUGAGAAAGGAGAUAAUGAUUGGUUCACAGUAUCAAGCUGAAAUUCCACCUUACCUUGGCAGAUACAUUGAUAAUGAAAAGGCCUAUGAAAAUGAAGAUAAUUUACUUUGGAAACCUGAUGUGAUCUCAGAAAGUAAAGUUAAAGAAUACCUUUUUGAAACCUCCUUAAGAACAGGAAGUGAGAACAUGAUUGGCAGAAUUCCUGAAGGACUACAUACACGGGACAAUGAACAAGCGCUAUAUGAACUUCUCAAAAGUAGCCAUAAUGUUGAAGCAGCAAUUGAGAGAUACUGCUCAAAUGGAAAGGCAUCUCUGGAAGAGAUGACGGCAUGGACAGAAGAAGAAUGCAGAAGCUUCGAACAUGGACUUCUGAUUUAUGGAAAAGACUUUCAUCUCAUACAGAAAAAUAAGGUAAGAACCAGAACAGUUGCUGAGUGUGUGGCUUUCUAUUACAUGUGGAAAAAGUCAGAACGUUAUGAUUACUUUGCUCAGCAAACAAGAUUUGGAAAGAAGAGAUAUAAUCAUCAUCCAGGAGUUACGGACUACAUGGAUCGUUUGGUAGAUGAAGCUGAAGCUCUUGGUGGAGCAGUACAUUCUUCAGCCUUAACAUCUAAUACUCGAACAGAAACCAUUCCUGAUCAACAGCUAAGCAUUCUGAACUCUAUCACUGCCAGUGAGUUGACAGCAUUGACAAACAGUGUAGCUACAGUCUGCCAUACUUCAGAUGAGAACUGCCUGGGUGAUGCCUUUCCUUCUAUGGACAGCUUACCCCGAGCACCAGUUAAUCAUGUGCCUAUUGGAACAGAAGAAUUGCUUAACUUGCCUAGCAAUGGUGAAACUGAUUGUUUUAAUUUAUUUGAGACUGGCUUUUAUCAUUCAGAGCUAAACCCAAUGAACAUGUGCGGUGAGGAGACAGAAAGACCUGCAAAGAGAUUGAAAAUGGGAAUUGCUGUCCCGGAAUCUUUCAUGAAUGAUAUCUCUGUAAACAGCCUUGGUGUGGACUUUGAGAACCAUGCACACCAUAUUACCAGUGCCAAAAUGGCUGUUUCAGUGACUGACUUCAGCAGUCUGUCUGCAAAUGAGACAAAUGGUUUUAUCAACACCCAUGGUCUUCACCAACAUACUGCCCUUCACUCAGAAUGACUGUGGAAAACGAAAAAAAACAGUGGGUACUUUAUGCAGUAGUAAUAGUAAAUUUGAUGGGAGCUAUCAGAUUUGCUUAGUCUUUCACUGGAAGUUUGAACUUUGACAUCAGUGAUGUCUUUUUAUGUAUAGAACUAUAUCUUGAUUUAUCAAGAGUAAUUCUGUUUUUCAGUCCAUAAAUGUGGAAAUGUUUGGCAGAGUUUGGAACUAAGAGAACUCUUUGGUGCAGCUUUAAGCUCUGCUUAAUUUUUUUUUUAAAGCCUGUAGACAGAGGCCACCAUUUCAAAACCAGCACAGAAUAUCUGAACUGAUUGGAGGGUCUUUUUAGUCUAAGUUACUUUUGCCGUAACAGAUGCAGUAUAAUAACAAUGUUUACAGGUACCUAUCCUGAUCCCUGCUCAAUGUAGCAUUUUUUUUUAUUCUUAUAAAGGCAGGGAUAGGUUUCUUUAACUUAAACUGCAUGAACAUAAAAGGAUAUUUUUUUAAAUAGAACCUUCUCUCAUGUGAUAAUAAACUAGAGCACUUCAGUUUAAAAAACCAGCAAGUUCAUCUUGGUGGAAGCUAGCACAAGGUACUUAACAUGAGUAAAGUAUGAAGACCUACACUUGGAUGCUGUUGCAAAAUUAUAGGCCAUGGCUACCUUACACAGAAGUAAUUAUGCUGCCAGAGGUAUCUGUGUACUUUAAACUUACUGGCUUAAACAGAUGCAUUUUAGGCUAUUGUAUUUGGAUGAGUUUUGUCCACAACUGUGAAGAUUAAUAUACCUAUGUGACAACUUACCUAAGGCAGAUGAUGUAUAAAGCUACAGUCUGCACAGCUUAGGAUAUACCACUAAACAAACAUUCUACAUUUUAGAAGCCAUCUUAAAUUGUUUGGAACCCUGCAGUUCAAAGUGCUACAGUUUUGAGGGACUAUCUAGUUUAUAUAUAAGUAGUAGAACCUUGAAGUAUGUAUUUGAAAGUUUUUCUUCAGUGUGGAUUGCAUUUACUUGUUUUGGCAAGUCAUUGGCUCAAAAAUGGCACUUCGCCUCCUUGGUCAAAUAAGAAAGAAUGAGUAAAAGUGUUUCCCAUAAAAGCAACUAUUUAACUUCAGUAAUUUUUUAUUUUUAACACUGAGUGCAAUUUAGCCAUCCACAAAGUUUGUCUUGCAAAUAUUUGUCCUAAUUCUUGCAGAACAUUAGUUUGGUAGAAUUACCCCUUUCCCUCCAUACUUUUUCUUUGCACUGUUUGUAUUACAAAUUUAAUUGCCACGAACUUGUUUUCAUUAUUGAACUGAUUAAGCUUGAGUUGUUGAUAUUUAUAAUAGUUGCUUCAAGGUUAUGCUGAGUAAUUAAUAGUGACUUUAAUAUUUGAAAGGGAAGAGGGUAUUUAUUAUGCAUACUGUGAACUGUAUUGACAUCCUGAGUUUUGGAUGUAGCAUAUGGAGUUUUCUUUACAGCAUUGUAAUGAAGAUGAUUGCUUUGAAGCGUUUAUGCAAUAGCACACUUACCAUAUUAAAACAAAAUAGUUUAGCACAGUGGACAAAAGUAAUUUUGUAAUCAGUUCUUAAUUUAUCUGAAACAUGUAAUUCUAGUAAGUACACAGUAAAUAAUGGGUAGUCUUGGGCCCUGUGUUGUACUCUGACAUUUUUAGCCAGGUUGUCAGCUUCUUGUUGAUGUGUUUUGUGCUGAAUAACAAAUUUUAUGUAAUUUUGUAAAAUAUUGGCCAUAAUCCUUCAUUGUUAUACAUUUAAGUUGAUGGGUUUACAGUGAGUGUCUGGUCUGUAUAAAAAUCAUUCUAAAAAGAUGAAUGCUUAUACCAGUUGCACUUAAAUGAACAUGUCCAUUCUCAUUAGCUGAUGCAGUAAUAUAUUCAAUUUAUCUAUGCAUUGCUGGGCUCUUAAUGUAGACAGAGACUUGUCUAAGGUUUGGGUUGUCAGCAAGUUGAAUGGACACUUUAGUUAUUAAAUAAAGACUUUUGACCAAAAUUCAGAAAAAUUAGGAGAGAAAAAUGAAUUCCAGCUACUUUAAUAGAUUUUAAAAUGCUGAUCUUAUUUAGCUUGUUGGCUACCUAGCUGGUAUUGUUUACUUUUAAUUCAUUGUUAAAAUAAGGCAAUAAUUUGCAAGAGUUUGUAAAUAUGUACAUUCUUCAUACCUUUUUAGAUAUCUAUUUCAGUAUUUUCUCAUUAUUUCUGUGUAUAGUAACACUUGUGCAUGCUUGUUGUGACAUUCAUAAAUUUGUACCACUAUGACUAUCCAUGUAAAAUAGCUAUUUAUUGAAUUUUUAUUUUAGAAGCUGGACUUAAUUAUUUUUCUCUCAGUUUAAACAUUUAUAAUGGAGAACUUGUUACUGUUUAUUAAAAGAAUUGUGUUUUGAAAGUCAGCAUGAAGAUAACGGAAUUGGAACCAUAUGAAGAAAUUAUAUUGGUUCUUUGGUAAAGUGCAUUUCUUAUAACAAACUGUGAUGAAUUCUUUGUCCUCUGCCAUAUUUUUUCCUUCAUACAAACAAACCAAAAAUCCAUAAUGGGUAAUUGCAGUGUUGGUAAAUGUAUCCUUUUUAUGUCCAGGGUAUCUGAAGAGGAUAGCUGAUUCAUUUAGAAGUGUAACUGGUGCUGUGCUUAUAGCAAUACUUUGAUUACACAUAUGUCAUCUUCUCAUGCUAGGUUUUAGUUUUCCUCUUGUUAUGGUCAAACUGCUGAAUUUACUUGAAGGAUACUAAAUUGUGUAUUAUUAGGUCAAUUAAUUGUGCAAUUGUUUCCUGGUUUUAAUUUUUAAAACUGAGGGUCAAAAAUGUAUUAAAACUUCAGAUCAAGUAGAACGUAGCGAUAUUACUUCAUUUAACCAAAGUUUUUAGGUGAAUAUUUCAACUUUGAAUGUAAACUAAUGGAUAAACUGACCAACAGGGACAUUAUUUGUCCAGCUCUACAAGCACAUUGUCUACAGAUGGGGAAGCUAAAUACAGUAAUAUAUAAAAUAAUGACAAGGUUACUAUUUUUUUUAUUCCUAUUUUUCAUUGGAAGAAGGAAAAUACUGUCAUUUGUAAAAUGCAGUAGGUAUGGCUAUAGUCCUCUUAAUAAAACAGAUUCUAGUUAUUCUAAGUACCCUGUGCAUAACAAUAAAUUUAGUGACAAUCAGAACAUGGUUUUAAUAUCAGAUGUUCAAAAGGAAUUCGCUAUUGUUGCAUUGGUACAUAUUUGUACAUAAACACAGAUAUUUUUUUUUUUAAUUAGCAUUAUUUUGUAUUUGUUGUAUUUAAUACCUGGUGUACAAUUCCAGAAAUAAAUGUCUGGAAACUGUU
Molecule: messenger RNA, 5208 nt
Organism: Columba livia (rock pigeon)
Lineage: Eukaryota; Metazoa; Chordata; Aves; Columbiformes; Columbidae
Product: mesoderm induction early response protein 3-like
Exons: 12
Coding region: 116-1933 (605 amino acids)
Biological process (GO): negative regulation of transcription by RNA polymerase II
Cellular component (GO): nucleoplasm
Molecular function (GO): histone deacetylase binding; transcription corepressor activity
Source: RefSeq, a predicted model, not a curated record